CAUUCUUCGAAACAACAACCAAUGCACCGGCCCGUACCCGUAAUGUAGGUUUAUUGGAACUAAUAAAGAAAACAAGGUUGAUUUUUUUUUUUCUUGGUAAAUAUGUAGAAACUGAUACUGUCGUAGAAGCUGGGUGGAGUUUUGAGAGUUUUGCUUUCAGUUCGCGAAUAAGAGGGACCAAAAUGAAGAAUUAAGCGAGAAAACAUUUUGAAAAUGUCCAUCACGUUCUCUGGCUGGGAAGCCUGGACGGACAGAACGCAUUUAAGCUCGGGUGCCAAACCUGAAAGAGGCGGUCGCUACACAAUGUACCACGGGACCCAUAUCAGCAUUGCCAAGACCAUCAUUACACGGGGCUUUCAAAGGUCGAAGGACGGGCUCUUAGGACCCGGGGUAUACGUGAGUCGCAACAUCGAGAAAGCAAAGUGUUACCCUCUUAACGUCGAUAAACAACAGAGAGUCGCCUUGAAGCUAAAAGUGCAAGUUGGCAAAGUGAAGAAAAUCGACUGCGAUAACCACCCGCUACAGAAAACCUGGAGCCAAAACGGCUACGACACAGCGUGGGUGCCGCCUCAUAGUAACAUAUCCGCGAUCAAGUCUGGCAGGGAGGAGGACUGUGUCUGGGACCCGAAGAGAAUCACCGUUGUGGGUGUCGCCUACUGCCCGAACGACGUCGCCAGACGAGAGCUCCGUCAAUUGAUUGAUAGACAAGCGACCGGGGCACAGAGCGGCCGGCAGACGCCUCACAAGAACUGUUGCACAGUCUGUGGCAAAGAGAACGGCACACCGCAUCCCCUUCAAGCUUGCUGGAAAUGCAGCGAGACAAUCUGCCCAUUUCAGGAUAGCCACAAGUGUAGAAGUUAACAAAGCUAACAGCGAACAGAAAUGAGCAGGGCAACAAAAAAAAGGCAUAUAUUUCAAAACAACACUAUAUAUUUAACUGCUUCCUCUGCUGUAGGUCACAUUCACUCUAGGCUAGAUCCAAUCAUAUACAAUCUUUGGAAUGACAAAAAUUCUCCUCUCAUCUCUGUGAUAGACAGGAGGCAGUAGCUUGUGACCUACAGCACGGGAUGUGAUCGGGUAACAGGGGAGAGUGAUAAACUAUAUGGAGACUAUGAUCUAUUCAGAGGUAACAAGGUAUAUCUGAGUGAGGAGACAUGGGCAACGCGGUCCCCAGCCCUAGCUGUGCUCUAAAUCAUUGGUUGUUUCCAUAAUGUGUGCUGGUAUGUAUGUCUUCUAAAUAAGAGCUAAACAGCUGUAUUUUCAUCAGAUUGAAAUCGGUCUAAGGGUUAUUAAAGAUCAUGCACAAUGGGUUUGAUUAGAGAAAACUCGAAUAUAUUUGUGUGGUCCUUUAAUGGGCAAUGUGUAUUCCUUGCUUUUUCUUGCGUCUUGCUUGCGUUUCUUUGUUAAUUUAAUCACAGCUUAAUCAUUUUAGCAAACAUGGAUAACAAUGUAUUGUGUUUUCAAUCAUUGAAAGGUCUCAGGAAAUGUGGACACUAAUUUACAAGCACUGCCCCUGAUAAGGUUUACAGUAUAUCCACAGGUUGUCACAGCAACCCACGCUGAGAGAAGAUUGUGUCUAGAUUUGGCGAAUGUAAACGAAACGGACAGUCAACAAAAGUCUGCUCAGUGAUAGCACCUUCCUGUCCGUGUGAUGCGUUCUUGCCAUUCUGUCGCUCUGUGAACGAAACGUGCCUGCAGCAGUAGGAGGUUAUGAUUAUCAGCUAGGGAGGUGAUUGCACCUCUAAAACUGAAUUGCAAAAUAUGUGUGUGUGUUUAUGCUUCAUCUCUGUUUUAAAAAGUUUUGUAUUGGGUGCUUUCCAUUAAAGUUGAUGCAAUUU
Molecule: messenger RNA, 1838 nt
Organism: Polyodon spathula (Mississippi paddlefish)
Lineage: Eukaryota; Metazoa; Chordata; Actinopteri; Acipenseriformes; Polyodontidae
Exons: 2
Coding region: 214-861 (215 amino acids)
Cellular component (GO): cytoplasm
Source: RefSeq, a predicted model, not a curated record